AUGAUCCACCUGAACUCGACAAUCUGUAGCAGGAGGAAACGAUUGGCGCUAUCCGUCUCGCUCUAUCUCGUCGUGUCCGAGAUGUUCGCUCUCGCUCUAUCCGCGCGGCCGAGCACCGCUCUCGACCAAUCGGCAGCCAUCUUCUGCUCCCCCGAGAGCAGAGCGACAGUGCGUACUCUCAUCACGAUCACAAGGAGACGACAUCUCGCCGCGCGAGGUUGUCGUUCCCGCGAAGAUGCUAUACAUCCACGACAUAUAUCUCAAUUGCGUCAACAGUCAACACCUCAUAAAGAUGUAAUUGGGCGGCGUCGAGGUCGCGUUCCACGGGCCAUGCAGGGGGCAGCCAGCGCCCCAGCUCCCCCCGCGGCUGAGCCACCUUCUGCGCAACAUAUUAAAACAGAAGUCAUCAGUGAAGCCAAAAUUGAAACUGACAACCAAGAAGAAAUGAAAAUCGAGCCGCACGAGACUCGCGCCACGCGAACUACUAGCAUAGAUAGUGAUAACCGUUCUGACAAAAGUGAGGAGGAAGAUUGUAGAAGGGCUCGCAAAAGGGCAGCUUCGUCAUCACCAUCACCUAUACCUUUGGAUAAAAGAACAGCACGUUUUGAAUGCCCAAAGUGUUUUCAAAGAUUCGAUUCGAUCAAUGCAUUCGAUCUUCACCGAUUUACAGCGCACGGUGAUGAUAAUAGAACUGGAUACGAUGACUACGUAGAUUAUUCCGUUAAAAAAAUCCCAGAAAUGUUGCGUAAUCGCCAUGUAUCGGCAUCAGAGCGAUGUGAACAUUGUUCCCGAGAAUUCCCUUCAGGACAUAUUUUGGAUAUUCAUAGAAAAACAUGCACAGCAUCCACAAGAAUAUCUAGCCCUGAUCGCGAUAGACGAGAAGAUUUUUUCGCUAAGCUUGAUCUUAGAAAUAGAUCGUUUGGCAUACCAGGCACAUUGACUCCACCGAUGGAUCGAUUUACACCAAAGUUUGAUGAUGGACUUACUAAUGGGAUAAGGCAUAUUGAUGCCGCAAGGGAUUUAGCUGAUAUUCAGUCGAUUCUUAAUGUUACUUCAGCUGGAAGCCUUUUGGAAAGAUUAACUGGAACAAGGGUGGCUUUGGAAAAUGCUGUUCUAACACCACCCGAUACUAUUGUGAAAGAACGGGAACAAGAAGAAACCCAAGACAACUUUGCUGCAGAAUUCAGGCGAAUGAAGCUUCGCGGUGAGUUCCCAUGUAGAUUGUGUCCCGCUAAGUUUCCCAACCUUAGAGCGUUGAAAGGACACAAUAGAGUUCAUCUUAGUGGAACAGGACCAGGUCCUUAUCAAUGCAACAUGUGUCCUCAUGCAUCAUUAGAUAAAGCAGCCCUUGUACGUCAUAUGCGUACACAUAAUGGCGAUAGGCCGUAUGAAUGUGCUGUUUGUAACUACGCCUUCACCACUAAAGCAAACUGCGAGCGUCAUUUACGUAACCGACACGCUAAAGUUACAAGAGAAGAUGUGAAACGCUCAAUUAUUUAUCACCCCUCAGAGGAUCCAAACAAUGAUGAAGUUAAUUCUAAAAUUGCUCGCGAAGAAGUCAAAAGGUCCCUUGCAUUUCAUACCCCUGAAGUGGAGAGACGCGCUGAGCCUACAGGACGCAGUACACCACUUACUCAUUACAAUCAAAGUUUCAUUGCCGAUAGACAUCCUGUUACCUCUCUUACGAAGGCUUUACCCGACACUUCCACUCUAACACCGAGAGAGGUUGAACAACCUAUGCCUAGAAUAAAAGUUAAAGGUAUCGGACAACUUACACAAAUACCCGAGUUCAGAACACCAGAAAUUUCCUUUAAAUCUAAUGAUAUACAAUCAGACCCGUAUAUCGAAGAUGUUCCAGUAGACCUUAGCACAAGUGAUAACAAUAGUUGUGAUGUUCUCGAUCUAAGUAAGAAAAAACGUGACACGGAUGACGAUGAGCCAAAAAUUUCAUCGCGCACGUCAUUUGAUAACUCUCCCUCUGCCGCUGCUACGGCUGCUUUUGAAAAGACAAGACUUCUGCUAGCUCAGCAAAGGCUUUUUGAAAACUCUCUACCUAAAAUAGAUCCCGCAUACUACGCAACUCAAUUAUCCCAAAUCUAUGCUGGUGCAGUACCUGGCCUACCUGGUCUGCCUCUUCCCCCAUCUUUCCCUAUCAAUCCCUACUUUCUUCAAACAUCUUUUUUUCCUCACCCAACUGAUUCACAAGAAAUCGCCGAAAUAAAACAACGUAUUCAGAAAGAGAUAAUUCGUGGUCUUAGUAUGUCUGGGGGGAGGCUAGUAACAAACGAACCUGAAAUUCAGCCUAAACAAGAACCAGAGGAAGAAGAACAAAAGCCUAUACCAAUUUCCACUACACCUACACCGCCUCCCCACUCUGAAUCUCCACGUCCGACAACAAACAAUCUUAUUUCACAAAACGAUUCUGUAAAGAUGGUAAUUAAAAAUGGUAUUUUAAUGCCAAAACAAAAACAAAGACGUUAUCGCACUGAACGACCCUUUUCUUGCUCUCAAUGUUCGGCUCGGUUCACACUACGUUCUAACAUGGAACGUCACGUUAAGCAACAGCAUCCUCAACAUUGGAGUGUCAGACGUCCAGCGCCUAGAGCGCCCCCGCCAUACCCUACACCAGACACUUUAGCCGAUCGAGUUAAAUAUGCACUAUUGGCUCGUCACUUAGAAAGACCAUUGCAAGCUGACCGAUCUCCAAUUAGAAGAGACUCAGAUGAAGUUGCUGACAAUGAAGAAGAUGAAGAUGAUACUUUGGUCAUAGAUGAGGAACCAGAAGAUCGGAAAACAGACGAACAUACUGCUGCACACCGAGCCGCAGCGGAAAUUCUGAUGGCCACUCGACAGCAAGAACUUACUAAGGACUUUGAUCUUAAAAUAGCAGGCAGCCUCAUUAAUAAGCCUGUCCCUAUUACUACAGAGAAAACAGAAACAGGCACUGAUCCUAUUCCAAGCCAAGAUAGCGUCUUGCCUGUGGUGCCAUCUCGUAGUGACGAAGAAGAAGACGAAGAAGGUCUAGUAGCAUCUACUAGCGAAGGAAAUAACUCUGGAAGCGAUGAAAAUAAAUCCGAAUCAGACACCGGAACACAACCACCGAAAAAGAAAUCUGCUUACAGUCUAGCACCAAACCGCGUAUCCUGUCCCUAUUGCCACCGUAAAUUCCCUUGGUCCUCUUCUCUUCGACGUCACGUUCUGACCCACACUGGGCAAAAACCCUUUAAGUGCCCUCACUGUCCUCUCCUAUUUACUACAAAAUCGAAUUGCGAUCGUCACUUACUAAGAAAACAUGGUGGAUCUGCUAAAGCGAUUCUCGCUGAACCUAUUCAAGAUGCUAUAACUCCACAGACUAAUGACAGUAGAAGUGUACCAGAAAGGCCGUUUAAGUGUGCUUCUUGCCCAACCAGUACAUUUUCGUCGUUGGAGACGUUAAAAAAGCAUAUGGCCUCUCGACAUGGUAGUGGGGAUUCCCAACCGAGCUCUCCAAACCCUGAGGAAGAUGGGGAUGGGAAUUUAGUAUUCAAGUGCCACCUUUGUGAAGCGUCAUUUGGGGAGAGAAAUGGGGCGCUGGGACAUUUGGCGUCCGCUCACUCCUCAGAAUAUGAACAGCUAGUGAGCAAAGGUGCCUUGGACGCGGCGAGCGACCGCAGCGAAAGUGCUGAUGAUGACGAACGAGGAAAAUUUCCAGACCAUGCUAAUAGAAAGGUUGUAUGUGCGUUUUGCAUUCGUCGCUUCUGGUCUGCAGAAGACCUCCGUCGUCACAUGAGGACUCACUCUGGGGAAAGGCCUUUCGCCUGCGAUCUGUGCAGACGAAGGUUUACACUCAAGCAUAGCAUGCUGCGGCACAGAAAGAAGCAUCGAGAAGAUACGGAUGAUGAGGAAUCAUCACCCAGAGAUGAUGGAACUAAUGGAUAUCGCUACCAAGAAGACGACGGUUCCGGGAACGAGAUCCCCAGCAACGUGAACAACAACAACUCACCGCCCUCCGCACCCUACGACAAGAAGCUCAAACUGGAAAUGACGUCUCGCAAAUAUUCCACCGAAACGGAAAACGAUACUGAAAACGGAACCGACCUAAUCGGAAAACUUCUAGGUAUUCCAGACAAAACUAUCAUAAACAAACUUCUAUCUUCCCCCGAUGAAGCCGCAAAAUUCCUGGGAGUCAAUAAA
Messenger RNA from Brenthis ino (lesser marbled fritillary), 4173 nucleotides. NCBI's taxonomy places the organism in Eukaryota, Metazoa, Arthropoda, Insecta, Lepidoptera, Nymphalidae. The record is from the annotation of a GenBank genome assembly.